AUGGCCAAGAUGUCUAGCCUAGACGUGGAGAUAGCAUGCGACGCUAUGCUGGUUGAGAUUGAGCUGCCUUUGGUAUAUGAAGAACUCUUCUCUGACUAUGAGCUCCUGAUUGCGCUGAAGGGUUCGCCCUAUCACCUGGCCCUCAAGAAGCUCCCUGAGCUCGUCGCUCAAAACAAGGACGUCAAACCUCUGAGCACACUCAGUUUUUUGCAUACCCAACAACUUUUGUAA
This is a messenger RNA of Colletotrichum truncatum, 231 nucleotides long. RefSeq lists its product as uncharacterized. The record is from RefSeq and is a predicted model, not a curated record. Lineage: Eukaryota; Fungi; Ascomycota; Sordariomycetes; Glomerellales; Glomerellaceae.